Messenger RNA from Spodoptera litura, 2404 nucleotides. RefSeq names its product NF-kappa-B inhibitor cactus (gene cact). The record is from RefSeq and is a predicted model, not a curated record. Lineage: Eukaryota; Metazoa; Arthropoda; Insecta; Lepidoptera; Noctuidae. Gene Ontology annotation, cellular component: cytosol. Gene Ontology annotation, biological process: cellular response to tumor necrosis factor. Gene Ontology annotation, molecular function: NF-kappaB binding.
UGGCGUUCAGUUCGCUUAAGAACGGUCAGUGAGACACAUGUGUGUUUAUCCGAACGCACGAAAACUAGUGGAGGAGACGGGAGCCAUCAUCAUUCAUUACUGUGAAUUUAAUCAUUCAUUGCGCAUGCGAUAAUAUCGUGGAAUGGUUGUUUACUACGCGAAUAUUUUCUUGAAAAAUGAGUGUUCAUAGUUAGUGUUAAAAAAAACAUACGUACAUUCCAUUCGUUACUAGUGUUUCAAGUGUGAUAUAAAUAAAAAUCAACAAAAUGAGUGGAAAUAAGAGCAACUUCAAUACUAAGAUUGCGGAGGACGAGAACGUCGAUUCUGGUUUUCUAUCUGGACCUAUAGACGUGUUACCUGGUGACGAGGAGUCGGAGCCCGUGCCCGAACCUGCUAGUGAGGAUAAGAAAGUGAAAAGUGUGAGUGCCGUGCAGCCAAGCGAUAGCGAGUACGACAGUGGUAUUGUGUGCAUAUCGGAGCUGGUGUCGAGCGUGCAGCUCACCGACACACAGACCCCACACAUCGCCGUAUCACCUCCUGAACAGAAGAACAUCCCACCAAUCACCUUAUUCUUCACGCCGGACGAACAGGGAGAUACACAAUUACACAUAGCGGCAGUGCACGGGUGCGUAAAAUCAGUAGCAACACUCAUAAGAAUAUGUCCGAACAAGAUGUUUUUGGACUUAGCCAACGACGAUGGACACACAGCGCUACACCUCGCUGUGAUGAGUGGAAAUGCCGUGGUCACCAGGAUGCUAGUGCACGCGGGACUCUCGAUCGAAGCGAGAGACAGGCUAGGAGAAACAGCCCUACAUAAAGCGUCAACGAAAGGAAAUGUGGAAUGCCUACAAGCGUUACUUGCGCCUGUGCCUGAAUUUCCAUCAAGGAAGCUUACUACAGUACUGAAUCAAAAGAAUUAUAAUGGACAAGCGUGCGUACACCUAGCCACAUCAGCAGGCCACCUCGUCGCGCUACAGACCCUAGUGUUCUACGGAGCCGAUAUCAAAGCAAAGGAAAACUUAGCGGGAUGGACAGCGCUGCACAUUGCUGCGCGACGUGGUGAUGUCCGCAUCGUGAAGUACCUGCGGGAACGGUACGGAGACGAGGUGACUCUAGCGCGUGACUACGCACAGCGGACGCCCCGGCGCCUCGCUAAGAAAACUCCUGCCGCCAGCGAGUUCAACAAAGUCGCCGAAGACAGCGACUCAGACUCCAGCUCUGACGAUGAUAUGUACGACAGUGACAACGAGAGCCUGUACGAGAAGCUAGUGCGGGAUACAUGCGGGAACACGGUGAAGGGGUACUGACAGCGCGGCGCCCCGCUCCGGCCACUCGACAGCUAGCGCCAGGCAGCCACCCCCGCCAGCUGGCCGCUCGCCGCGCCGCCACUCCACGAACCAGCGCUUAGUUACAACGCCCCGACCCGGCCCGACCACACCGUAGCAAAGUUUCUAACAAAUAGAUCUGAAUAUUACUUCCUUGCUGCCGACACCACCGCGCACUCUGACCAACACCCAACUGGUAUUUGUUGCAAGAAGGUGUAUCCACGGUUACUGCAGAUCUGUCAUUAAUUGUAACCAUGCAAUUAACUGCUACAGGUUCUUCCACUGUAACUACAAACCCUGAAUAUAUGUGACAAGAACGAAGGGAACAUAGAAAUAUAUGAUCCUAUAUAAAGUCACAAUGAGACUGUGUUGGUCAACAGAAUCAAGUUUAGUAUUGGUCGGUGUAUGUUUGUGUAGGCGAGGAUUUAGUCUUCAUUCUCAUUUGUAAAUAUUUCGAGGGGAAGAGAAGUUGCAGAAGGAAAAUAUGGCCCGCAGUACACAAUGCUGGGACAUUUUUUGAAAAUAUAUGAAGUGAUAGUUGUUGUACGGAUUUGCCCUCUAUUUGUUUCACGGGACAAAUGUAUAUGUAGUGAUUGGGAGUUUGAGUGGACCACACGCGGAGUCCCAGCACUGUGUACAGUGACGCGCAAAUUAGAUCUAAUUUAUUUGUAAGACUCAUGUACAGUUGCGGAAAGAAUGUUAAGUUUAGUAAAAUUAUUUAAAUAGUCUAAUACCUGUAAAAACUGUUAAGUAUUUGUAUAUUUAUUUAGAAUCGAAUAAACGUUGUUCACAAUAACUUUGGUAUUUUAUUGUCCGUGCUGCCUACUAAUGUUCUUUCCGCGACUGGACAGGUGCCUAACUGCUAUAUUGAUAAAAGUCCGCCACACAAUAUACACGUGAAUAGUGUAUAUGACAUGAAAACUAUUUUUAUGAGUAUAGCAGCUGUUAAAUAAGUGAUGUAAUUUGAACUCUAGGUGUACCAUCAUACCUAGAAAUGGCUGUAUUUCACUUGGAGCCAGUAUGGCUAGCUGUCUUCCUUUGAUAAUUGGAGUUUUGGUUUAAAAUUAAUUAUAACGAGA